Messenger RNA from Scomber scombrus (Atlantic mackerel), 1862 nucleotides. RefSeq names its product cell surface A33 antigen-like. The transcript is spliced from 7 exons. The record is from RefSeq and is a predicted model, not a curated record. Gene Ontology annotation, cellular component: plasma membrane. NCBI's taxonomy places the organism in Eukaryota, Metazoa, Chordata, Actinopteri, Scombriformes, Scombridae. Bases 81 to 1631 code for a protein of 516 amino acids.
CGGUCUGAGACAGCGAGCAUCUAUUUCAAAUCGUUCUUUUUCAUUUCUUUUUUCAUUCUUAUUCAUAUUUUCUUUUAGCAAUGGCAACAAAGACACGGCUGGGAUGGCAAAAACUGUUUCUGAUACUCACAGUGCUGCCUUGCUGUAGGAGUUUGGAGGUUUCUAUUCCACAGCAAGAAUACAAAGUCUCAAAAGGAGAAGAUAUUACCUUGACCUGCUCCUUCAUUCCAGCCAUAUCAGAUUUCAGGUUGCUCGUCCUCAAAUGGUCAUACUUCCAGGACAAUCCAGAUAAACCAACGCAACGCGUGGCCACCUUCUAUACAGGCAAUCCAAUUGACAUCGUGCCUGAAUAUGAAGGCAGAGUCAUAUUGGAGGUUGACGUCGCUAAACGCGUAAGCACACUCCGAUUGACAAAGGUGACUAUGCAAGAGAGCAAUUUAUUCCAAUGCAGUGUCAUGAUCCCCGGUGACGAUGUGGGAAGACCUUCUGCCACCACUUCCCUUUUGGUUCUGGAACCUCCCUCUAGGCCCCUCUGUACAAUUCAGGGGGAGGCAGAAUAUUGGCAAGACAUCACCCUCACCUGCAAGUCUGAGGAAGGAUCCCCAAAACCCAGCUAUAAAUGGAAUAGCUACAGUGUCAAAAACAUGCCCAGACAAUUUCCGCCAAAGACAACUGAAGUGAAUGGACUCCUAUCAUUAUUCAAUAUUUCCCAAGACACAUCUGGGUUCUUCAUUUGCACAUCAACAAAUGAAGUUGCUUCUGCCAGCUGCAACCUCACCUUAGCUGUGGUGCCAGCCAGUAUGAAAAUAGGGUCUACUGCAGGUAUAAUUGGAGGAGUCAUCGCAGGUUUACUGUGUCUAGUGCUUAUCAUCUUCUGUUGCUGCCGGAAGAAGGGCCAAAAGGAACAAAAUGCUGAAGGGUAUUUCCCCGAAGACAUGGAGUUUCAUGACAAAGACGCUCCUGAAGUUGGAGAGCAGUACCGGGAUGACACAAGUGAAGCAAAGCCACAGGUUUACCAAGACAAAGCUGUUUCUCAGAACAGUUACAGCGCAGGACCAGCUGGGCAUAAGUCUGAGGAUGACCAACACAGUUAUUACAGUGGUAAAGAAAGACCUGAUGUUAAGGGCAGUGAUAUUGAUACGCGUUACCAGGAAGACCAGCGUGAUAGUUAUCAUGGCAGCCGUGAUCGCCUUGACGAUAAACGUGAUCGUUAUGGUGGCAGUCGUGAUCAUCUUGAUGAUCAGCGUGAUCGUUAUGGAGGAAGUCGUGACCGCCUGGAGGAUCAAAGGGAUCAGUAUGGUGGCAGUCGUGAUCGCCUUGACGAUAACCGUAACUAUAACAGCAGGAGUCGUGAUAGGCUUGACGAUCAGCGUGAUCGUUACGGCGGCAGUCGCGAUCGACUUGACGAUAAGCGUGAUCAAUACGGCGGCAGUCGCGAUCGCCUUGACGAUAAGCGUGAUCAUUACGGUGGCAGUCGUGAUCGCCUUGAUGAUAACCGUGACCGUUACGGUGGAAGUCGUGAUCGCCUUGACGAUAACCGUGUCCGUUACGGUGGAAGUCGUGAUCGCCUUGACGAUCAGCCUAAUCGUCAUGGUGGAAGCCGUGAUCACCUCGAUUACAAUCAGUACUGAAACUGAUAUGAAUAACUUUGUGAAUCAUUGAAUAACUACUGAAUCUUGCGCUAAAAAUCUGAUUUGCCUGGAUGCACUGAACAGGUUUCAUGGCUUAAUGCCUCGUCACUUCGCUUGGGGACUAUUUGUGGGAUAGUUACCUGUGAAUCUACUAAUAACAGUGAUUCAGUUGAAGUGAAUAGGUCAUAAUAUAUGCUUCAGCCAAACCAAAACAACUUCUAACCCUACCAC